ACACGGGAAAUAACAACUCACAUGGCUCUCUGUCUCUCUGUCUCUCUCUUUAUCUAUGGCAAAUCAAUUAUGACUUGUUAACGGCAGCGUACUUGUAGCCAUCCUCCGUGAAGGCAAACAACAAAAAACAGUUGUUUUCACAAACAGAAUCGCCAACAUAUCAGCUGUUUCUCAACAGUUCCACAUUCCGGCGCACACUCGGGGAAAAUGAAGGCGAAAAACCGUGACCAAAGCUUGUCGGACUCCAGAGAGCUGGACGGAUCCUAUGACCAGCUAACGGGUAAUCCUUCCACCAGCCAAAGCAAAAAAACCAUAAAGCAGCGAUUCCUCAAGCUGCUGCCAUGCUGCAAACCCACGGCUGCCCCCUCAAUCAGUCAAAGCAACGAGGAAGAUGACUUUGAAUUAUCGACUGUGUGUCAUCGCCCUGAAAGCAUGGACAAGUUGCAGGAGCAGACUAAGUUCACCAAGAAGGAACUGCAAGUCCUCUACAGGGGCUUCAAAAAUGAGUGUCCAAGCGGUGUGGUGAAUGAGGAGAACUUUAAGACCAUUUACUCCCAAUUCUUUCCACAGGGAGAUUCAAGUAUGUAUGCACAUUUCCUGUUUGAAGCCUUCGACACUAACAAGAAUGGUUCAGUUAGUUUUGAGGACUUUGUAUUUGGCUUGUCUAUCAUCCUGAGAGGGACCAUUAAUGACCGGUUAAACUGGGCGUUCAACCUCUAUGACCUGAACAAAGAUGGCUGCAUCACCAAAGACGAGAUGUUGGACAUCAUGAAGUCCAUCUAUGACAUGAUGGGGAAGUACACAUACCCCACUAUGCAGGAGGAUGUUCCAAGAGAACAUGUGGAGAGCUUCUUCCAGAAAAUGGACAGGAAUAAAGACGGGGUGGUCACCAUAGAAGAGUUCAUCGAGUCAUGCAAAAAGGAUGAGAACAUCAUGCAGUCCAUGCAGCUGUUUGACAACGUCAUCUAAGAAUCUGGACCAGAGAGUAUGCUGGCACCAGGGAGGGGAGUGUGUGUGUAAGAGGAUUCAGGGUUGCAGAGCUUGAAAGAGUUAGUGAAUGUGUGUGUGUAUGUGUGGCCGUCUUCUGACUUGCAAGCUUGUGCUUGUGUGUCUGUCGAGAGCUGUGAGUUGAGGGCCCCGAGAGGCCCUCUCCCUCCUCCUGGACCCCCAGUGACAUUUCUCCAUGCAACAAUGGAGCUUCCCCGACUCCCUUCCUCAUCAUGCAGAACCUUAGUUUUACCCCUGAGGCACAGAGAAAGAAGGCAAGCAGCGGGCCCACAGGCACUGGCACACGCAAGAACCCCACCUGUUUUUAUUUGAACUUUUAUUUAUUACUUUUUUCUGAUGGAGGAACUAUCGCAGCCUGUAACGGCUCAACUCAGAGGGAGGGUUUCCCCCCAAACCUUGGUCUAAGAUCCUUUUCCCUGUGAUGGCUGAGAUUUGGAUUUGUGAAUCUGAUCCCGCCUCUGUGCAUGUGGAUAAACACCUCCCUGGAGCCACUAGGCUGCUCGCACACUGGCCAUAAAAAUAGAAAUGAAUCUACCGCCAUCUUGUGGACGAGGAAGAGAAAGACACUUCCUGAGGAAACGGCUGAUGAAUUGGAGAUCGAGGAGAUCCAGUUUUACAGAUGGAGGUUCAAAACGUGUUGAUUUCCAUGGGGAACUGAUUACAAUAUCGCAUGAUGAUGUCACUAAUAUCCAAUUAUGUAUUUACAGAGAUACUCCAAAGUCUGCUUGUCUGUCUGCUGUUCCUAGUCAUUCACAGGUGCCUCACCCUUUGUGUAUGUGUGUGUGCAUGUGUAACAGAAAGAGAUGUCAUCCAUCUUACCUAUGUAAGACUCUAAUGGGACAACACCCACCUCCAUUCAUGGGAUAUGGUAAAAUAAUUACGAGCCUUCCAAACUAUUACAGUCUUAGCUGUAGGUGUCUAUUGACUGUUGUACAUUUUCUAGCAUUCCCAAUGGUGUGAUAUUAGACAGUACAACGUGGGGAUGGCACUAUAGUUGGUGAGCUGUUUUUACAACCCCAGCUUGUCUUAACACAAGACUGGCAUACCACAGUCGUACUCGUCUAUCAGUAUACAUUCAAGGGGAAUUUAUUAGAUUGCAGAUUGUAUUGUGAUUUUCUUGUAUUCGGAAAUGUCAUGUGGCUGUAGCAGGUUCUACCACUUCAAAAAAAAAAAAAAAAAUUCAAAACCCUUGUUGCAUUCAAUUAGGCUCAUUCAAUUUCAAAGAUAGUAUGUGUGUUAGUGAGAGAGACAUGGUUUAAUUACAUUUUUUAUGCCCCCCUCUCCCCUCAUUCUGUAUUCUCCCUCUCUGUAACACCAAAGAGAAGAUAUAAAUUAAAGCAUUACAUACAGCCACUCUAAGUUAAGACAUAUAGCCCAUCUGUGGGUGAAGAGAGAGGGAGAUGCUCUGUAGUAAGAAGGGCAAGGGGCAAUCAGAGAUAAUAGGAGGCACAGUGGGGAUGUGGGUAACCUGCACAUUGUCCAAACAGGAGUGGAGUUUUAGGUUGUAAUCCCACGUUAACAGAAAGACAUUUGAACUUAUUGAUAAACUUUCAAACUAGAACUACUAUCAAAUCUAGGAUGGUGUGGGCACUCAAGCUGUAAUUAAAUAGGCUAUAGUGUCUUUUAAAUGCAGAGGGAUUGACAUGGAAUAGCAAUAAUGUUCUCUACCACGUAUCAGCACCUUUCCACUCAUCAAACCUCUCAGCACUGUCUAAGGGUGCACUAAUGCCCUGGUGAAAAUAUGCACUUCCAAAAUUAUUUUUUUCCAUUUUUUUUUUUUUUUACGUUAUUAUUUUUUCUUGGGGAAAAAGUGCUUUGGCUCUGAUUGUUCCUUGCCAAUAGUUUUUAACUUCCAUUCCUGACCACAAGUAAAACCUGUCUAUACCCGCAUGUACUGUGUCUAGAACAAUGAAAACCUACUAACCCGUUGUACUGACUGUCUAGUUAGCUAGCCUCAACUGGUUGCAUUACGUAUUCAAAAUGUGUAUAUUUUGUACAGAGACAAUAAAAAUCACAGUUACUAUGCAAAA
This is a messenger RNA of Centropristis striata (black sea bass), 3038 nucleotides long. Its product is annotated as Kv channel-interacting protein 2-like. The transcript is spliced from 9 exons. Gene Ontology annotation, molecular function: potassium channel regulator activity; calcium ion binding. Gene Ontology annotation, biological process: regulation of potassium ion transmembrane transport. Gene Ontology annotation, cellular component: voltage-gated potassium channel complex. The record is from RefSeq and is a predicted model, not a curated record. Bases 208 to 969 code for a protein of 253 amino acids. Lineage: Eukaryota; Metazoa; Chordata; Actinopteri; Perciformes; Serranidae.